Molecule: messenger RNA, 5313 nt
Organism: Labeo rohita (rohu)
Lineage: Eukaryota; Metazoa; Chordata; Actinopteri; Cypriniformes; Cyprinidae
Gene: zbtb22a
Product: zinc finger and BTB domain containing 22a
Exons: 3
Coding region: 1493-2737 (414 amino acids)
Biological process (GO): regulation of transcription by RNA polymerase II
Molecular function (GO): protein binding; DNA-binding transcription factor activity, RNA polymerase II-specific; RNA polymerase II cis-regulatory region sequence-specific DNA binding
Source: RefSeq, a predicted model, not a curated record
GCGCUGCACAUACCUAAAGCCUGAGUAAACAAAUCCCCUCAUUUAGCAUUUCAGUUUAAACUAUGACGGUUUCAUUUUGGCGGUUUGAUUUCGACGGUUUGAUUUUGAAUUUGACUGACAGCUCGCCACUUCAUCGCUAUACUGAGGCGAUUCCGCCCGCCACUAGUGCUGAAAACUACUGUAUUUUCAUGACAAAAGUUAAAAAAGGCAGAUGUAUAAUAAAUGUUUAAGCUUCUGCGACUGGACCACAAAAGCAGUCAUAAGGGUCAAGUUUUUUUUUUUUUUUUUUAAUGGAGAUUUAUCAUCAUAAAGUUCUUAGCAUUGCAUAUUUCUAAUCAAAAAUUAAGUUUUGAUAUAUUUACAGUAGGAAAUUUACAAAAUAUCUUAAUGGAACAUGAUCUUUACUUAAUAUAAUGAUUUUUGGCAUAAAAGAAAAAGAAAAAACGAUAGUUUUGACCCAUACAAAGUAUUUUUGGCUAUUGCUACAAAUAUACCUGUGAUACUUAAGGCUGGUUUUGUGCUCCAGGGUCACAUACUUGUAGAUUUUAAUUCCAAUCCAUAUCUUUAAAGAGUUUUUUUUUUCUCCUACAAACACCAAGGUUUGUUCAUAUUGUUCACAUUGAUUUAUACAACAUUUUACUCCUGUAAGCAUGCUGAAAAUGUGUUUGUUUUCUGUCUGUUGACAGUAUUUUCUGAUUAAUGGAGUGAUGUAAAAAGAAAUCCAAAAUUCCAUUUGGAAAAAAUUUUCAAACUCUAAUAUGACAACAAAAGCAAAUUAGAAUUAUGAACCUUUUAGUUCUGUAAUUGCAUGUAAAUUAAUGCAUAUUUAAUUACAUAAUGCAUUUGUGACCCUGGACCACAAAACCAGUCUUAAGGCUAAAUUUAAUGUAAAUUAAGCUGAAUAAAUAAGCUUUCCAUUAAUGUAUGGUUUGGAUAGCACAAUAUAUGGUCAAGAUACAACUAUUUGAAAAUGUGCAAAAAAAAAAUUAAAUACUGAGAAAAUCACCUUUAAAGUUGUGCAAAUGAAGUUCUUAGCAAUGCAUAUUACUAAUCAAUAAUUAAGUUUUGGCAUAUUUAUGGUAGAAAAUUUACAAAAUAUCUUCAUGGAACAUGAUCUUAACUUAAUAUCCUAAUGAUUUUUGGCAUAAAAGAAAAAUCCAUCAUUUUGAACCAUACAAUAUAUUUUUUGCCUAUUGCUACAAAUACACCCGUGCUACUUAAGACUGGUUUUGUGGUCCAGGUACAUUGUGGUACAUCUUAAUGUACUGUGAUUAAUCAACUGGGGAAACUAUGGUGCGAUCUGCUAGUUGAAAUGUUUACUAAUGUCUGUUCAUCUGCAGUGUUUCAUGAAUCGGGCCCCCGAUUAUUUAGCACAGUAUGUUUCAGCACACAUGACUGUCUUGCAUGGACAACGCCGUAGCAGCUCUGAACACUGCGGUUCUGUUGCCAGGUCCUGCUGAAGAACGUCACCACGGUGUCUCUUCCCUCCGUCAUGGACCCUCUGGCCUUCGAGAGCGUGUUAAACUCGGCCUACACGGGUCAGCUCAGCAUCGUGCGCGACGACAUCAUCAACUACGUCACGGUGGCCAGCUUCCUCCAGAUGUGGCACAUCGUAGACAAGUGCACAGACAUCCUGAAGAGGUCGCGACCUUUGGUUCAGGUCAGCCCCGGCGGGGCCACGUCCUCCAGUCACCAGUCGCCCAGCAGCUCCGACUGUUGCUUCGCCGACCCGGAGGACGGGGAGCGAGCGGCGGGCGAACAAGCUCUGGAAAAACGACCGCAAAGCGCGCUUCCGCCUCUGGCCACAUGGAGGCGUCCGACUCAAAGCAGGUGGAGCAGAAGCAGCCUGACGUUCCCCGUCCGAACAGAGCCCGAAUGCGGGCCAAACACGGGAGACGAAGGUUUCCACGCGUUCCACGUGGCGCCUCUGCCGUCCAUCGAAACGGACUUCGCGAGGCACCGGAUCCGCGCUCGCCUCCGAGGAGCGAAGGAAGACGAGGAGCAGAGGAGAAUGGAGGCGGACGAAGGAGUCGGAGAGCCGCUGGAUGAGGACAAAGUGAGGGUGAAGUGUGAGGAGCACCAGGCCGGAGGCGUCGAGUCGGACGGACGUCUCAGAGAGAGCGAGAGCGGCGAGACGGAGCAGGACGCCGACGGACUGUGGAACCAAUGGACUUUGUCCGACGCCAAGCUGCCCGACGAAGACGAGGACGACGAAGCGGACGUCCCGUUCGAGACCUACGACGAGAUCGAGAAGGCCACGGGGCAGAUCUCCCAGCGUCCCUUGCCUCCGCCGUCCGACCAGUUGACGCCGGGACCGUCCGAGCUCUCCUGGGUCUCGCAGUCGUCCUCGUCCUCCCCGUGCUCUCCUCUCUCGGCGACGCCCAAAGUCCACUUCUGUCACUGCGGCAAAGCGUACACGCUGAAGAGCAUGCGCGACCGCCACGUCAAAAUGCAACACCUGAACCUGCGUCCGUUCGCCUGCCCCGUCUGCUCCAAGAGCUUCAAGAUGAAGCACCACCUGACCAAACACGUCAAGACGCACGGAGGCCUGCGUCCGUACGAAUGCACGCUCUGCGGCAAGAAGAUCGUCUGGAGAGACAGUUUCCUCAAGCAUCAGGCUCGCUGCCAGCGAACAACAGCGACGUCCGGCUGUCAAAAUGAAGACGCGGAUGCACCUGGACAAGUGAAGGUGGAACAGGAUGAUUAUUCAUUGCAAGAAGAGGCAAUACACUCUUAAAAGUAAAAGUUCCAAAAGAGGUUUUUGCAUUGAAUGCCAAAAGACAUUCCUUUUCAAUUCCCUUUUCCACUAUGACGAACCAUUUGUGCAAUUGAGAGGUUCCAUGGAUGUCAAAGGUCCUUUAUGGAACCAUCAAUGCCAAUAAAAAGUUUGCACUCUCUUAAAAGUAAGGGUUCCAAAAGAGGGUUCCCAGAAGAACCUUUCAGUGAUCAGUUCUUUUAGCAUUAAAUGCCAUUAGUGAAGCAUCUUUUCUUAGUGUGAAGACAUUUUUGAUAAAGAAUCGUUUUCUUUAUAAGGAACCUUUAAUGGUUCCAUGGAUGUUAAAGGUUCUUCUUGGGACCACUGGUGCCAAUAAAACCUUUAUUUCUAAGAGUGUAAUAGACAUUUUUCCAAUAUAAAGAACCUGUAGUGGUUCAAUGGAUGAUUAAGUUCUUCAUGGAACAUUUAGGCCCAAUAAGAACCUUUAUUUUUAAGAGAGGAAAUUAUUGGAGUUCAGUGUUUACCUAAUACACUCCAAAAGAAGGUUUUUGCAUUGAAUGCCGUUGAAGAACCAUUAGAGAACCAUCUUUUCUUAGUGUGAAGAACAUUCUAAUAAAGAGCCUUUUCCAUUAUAAAGAACCUUUAAUGGUGCCAUGGAUGAUGAAGGUUCUUAAUGGAGCACCUGGCAUCAGUACAGAACCUUUAUUUUAAGACUUUAUGUUUGAAACAGUGGAGAUCAGUGUUAAUUUACCUACUAAUUCAUUGCAGGAGGAGGAAAUAUACUCUUUAAAUGUACAAGUUCCAAAAGAACGUCUUUGCACUGAAUUCCAUUCAAGAACCAUUAUUGGUUUCCCAAAGAAUGUUUCAGUGAAACCUUUUUGACAACAUUUUAAUGUCUUGUCCGGUGGAAAGAUUCCAUGGAUGUUAAAGGUUCUUCUUGGGAUCAAUGCCAAUAAAAACCUUUAUUUCUAAGAGUGUAAUAGACAAUUUUCCAAUAUAAAGAACCUGUAGUGGUUCAAUGGAUGAUUAAGUUCUUCAUGGAACAUUUGGGCCCAAUAAAGAACCUUUAUUUUUAAGAGAGAAAAUUAUUGGCUUUCAGUGUUUAUCUAAUAAUUGAUUACAGGACAAACUAAUACACUCUUUUCUUAGUGUGAAGAACAUUCUAAUAAAGAGCCUUUAAUGGUUCCAUGGAUGUUGAAGGUUCUCAAUGGAGCCAUUGGCGCCAAUACAGAACCUUUAUUUUAAGACUUUAUGUCUGUGGAAACAGUGGAGAUCAGUGUUUACCUACUAAUUCACUGCAGGAAGAGGAAAUACACUCUUUAAAUGUACAAGUUCCAAAAGAAUGUUUUUGCACUGAAUUCCAUUCAAGAACCAUUAUUGGUUUCAUUAUUGGUUGCCUUGUCCAAUGGAAAGAUUCCAUGGAUGUUAAAGGUUCUUCCUGGGACCAUCAAUGCCAAUAAAAACCUUUAUUUUUAAGAGUGUAAUAGACAUUUUUCCAAUAUAAAGAGCCUGUAGUGGUUCAAUGGAUGAUUAAGUUCUUCAUGGAACAUUCUGGCUCAAUAAACAACCUUUAUUUUUAAGAGGAAAUUAUUGGAGUUCAGUGUUUACCUAAUACACUCCAAAAGAAGGUUUUACAUUGAAUGCCAUUGAAGAACCAUUGGACAACCAUCUUUUCUUAGUGUGAAGAACAUUCUAAUAAAGAGCUUUUCCAUUAUAAAGAACUUUUAAUGGUUUCAUGGAUGUUGAAGGUUCUCAAUGGAGCCAAUGGCGCCAAUACAGAACCUUUAUUUUAAGACUUUGUUUGUGGAAACAGUGGAGAUCAGUGUUUGUUCAUCUACUAAUUCAUUGUGGGAAGAGGAAAUGCACUCUUUAAAUUCAAGUACAAGUUCCAAAAGAAUGUUUUUGCACUGAAUUCCAUUCAAGAACCAUUAUUGGUUUCCCAAAGAAUGUUUCAGUGAACCAUAUUUUGACAACAUUUUAAUGUCUUGUCCGAUGGGACAAUCAAUGCCAAUAAAACCUUUAUUUCUAAGAGUGUAAUAGACCUUUUUCCAAUACAUGGAACCUGUAGUGGGUUCAAUGGAUGAUUAAGUUUGGACAUUUGGGCCCAAUAAGAACCUUUAUUUUUAAGAGUUUGUUGUGAACAGAGAGGAAAUGAUUGGAGUUCAGUGUUUAUCUAGUAAUUGAUUACAGGACGAGCAAAUACACACUUCCAAAAUGAGAGGGUUUUUGCAUUGAAUUCCAUUGAAGAACCAUUUUUGGUUCAGCAAAGAACCUUUCAGGGAACUGGAGUGAAGAACACUUGAAUCAUCUAAAUACCUUUUCCAUUAUUAAAACCUUUAGUGGUUCCACACACUUACAUAUUAAGGGUUUUAAAACAGGACUCUUCCAGUGAUGCCAAGAAUCAUCAUCUCAAAGAACCUUCCAAUGGUCCGUUUGUAAAAUAACCAUUUAUUUGAAGAACCUUAGUGCUUCAGUGUAUCUUGAAGUUCUUCAUGGAACCAUCAAUGGCAGAACGUUUAUUUUUAAGAGUGUAGACGGACGUUGCUGUGAACGGAGAUCAGUGUUUGUUAAUGUUCCACAUAUGUAGCAGAUCUGAA